Paramacrobiotus metropolitanus is the source of this 7734-nucleotide messenger RNA. Its product is annotated as multiple PDZ domain protein-like. NCBI's taxonomy places the organism in Eukaryota, Metazoa, Tardigrada, Eutardigrada, Parachela, Macrobiotidae. The transcript has 33 exons. Bases 451 to 7254 code for a protein of 2267 amino acids. The record is from RefSeq and is a predicted model, not a curated record. Gene Ontology annotation, molecular function: protein binding.
UCCCCUCUCACUGGCAAACGCUCGCGCGGCGCACUCUGUCAGGGAAAAAAACCGUGCCCUUGUGAAAAACAAUUGCCAGCGACAGUUGGUGUAAAAGCGUGCAUUUGGGCGUGAAGCGCGCCGUCUGCAAGUAAAUGGUCAAUUGUCGGCGACAAAAAUCAUCAACAACAGUAGUGUGACGUGUGAUGAUAUAUACAUGUCCCUGAAAAUGAUGCAUUUCCGCUGGUAAUGAUUACCGGGAAAUAUGAUAUGCAUAUUGGAUUACGUCUCGUCGGCUGGAUCAUUGCGGCACUACCAGCCGAAAUAAUGCGCGGCAUUUAAUGAUAUUCUUACCCAAAAAAAUGCCCUUAUCAUCAACUGGUGCAGUGAUUCGUGGAUGGCGAUUUCUGCCAGGUUAAAUUCUACUGAUCGUAUUCAAGUGUUGCCAGCGGCCAUCCUACCAACGCGGGAAUGAUGUCGACCGUGCAAGAUGCUCGACGGGCGUUGGUGAUUCUGGAGAACAUCCAGAAGAAGCUGCGCGCCUCCAACCGCCUGCAGGUGGACGGCGAGCUGAAUAAGCUGAUCGGGGUGCUGGAGAGCCCGGUGUUCCGGGGACUGCUGCAGCUGCAGGACAGCAUCACGCAGAUCAACCACCGGAAUGGUCUGCACGAGGACAGCGUCGGCGUGGAUGAGGUCGGCAAUGUGACCGUCAAACCGCCGCUGAUGCACACCACCGACACGUUCGAACGGGAACUGGUAUGGACUCCUCCACCGCAUCAGCAGUCCUUCCGCGUGGAGAACGGCGACCGCUUCCCGGAACUCAGCAGUCUGACCUGUGUGCGCCAGAAUCCCCAAUUACUGCAUGUCUUGGAGGAGUACUUUCGUGAUGCGAAACGGCACGGGCAGGAUAUUGUCGUGGCACGCCUGGAGAAGCGGGAGGGCCGCAGUCUGGGCUUCUCCGUGGCCGGGAUGCGGGUGGAGGGUGGCGAGUACGGGAUCUUCGUGCAGGAUAUCCAACCGGAGAGUCCUGCUGCUCUAAAUGGGCGACUGCGCGAAGGUGACCAGAUCGUGGCGAUCAACGGUGUGUGCAUUGUGGACAGUCAUGCGCCGGUAUCGCACCAGGACGCCGUGAGUCUACUGCAGCGUGCCAGCGGACUGGUGGAACUGGUACUGGCCCGCAACAGCGCCAACGCCGCCCUGUUCCAGAAACAGCCCGCCGCUGCUGCGACGGCGACUGCUACCCCUGUGCCGGUGGUGGGCAACCACUACGCCAACACCCUGACCAACGGACCGGCGGCGCUGGCUCACAAGUCCGCCGUCCUGCAGGCUGCCGCCGACCACCACGUCCCCGUCUCCGCAUCCUCAUCGUCCACGUUCCAGUCUUCCAGAGACUCCUGGCAGUCAUUCCAGGACGACAGUAUGGUGUUAAACAGCGAAUGGGCCCAGGUGGAGGUGAUCGACCUGCUGAACGACGGCAGCGGUCUGGGCUUCGGGAUCACCGGCGGGCGCAGCACCGGCGUGGUAAUUAAGACCAUCCUCCCGGGGAGUGUGGCGCACCGCGAUGGCCGGCUGCGCCUAUCCGACCACAUCCUCUUCUGCAACGCCGUGGCCUUACGCGGGAUGGGCAGUGACCAGGUGGCCGCCGUCCUGCGCCAGACACCCGACGCGGUCCGCCUCAUUGUCGCCCGCAACACCGAGCUCGUCCCGGAACACGAGGGCUUCCAGUCCGAUGCCGGCGUCUACCUCAUCCGAUCGGCUGAUGUGCACGAUCAGUACACUCUGGAGAGAAUCCUGGGCAUCCGGAUAACGGCCGUGCCGGCGGAGGAGACGACGACGACGGUGGUGGUGGACGAGGAGAUUGCCGUCGUGCAGUCGUCGGACGCGGUCAACUACGACUACGAGAACAUUCCGCCGCCGUCCUACCGCACCGUCUUCCACAAGGAACAGGUCGUCACCACCAAGGCAACCCCGCUCACCUCCCCCGCGCCCUCCGCCGCCAGCUACCAAACCUUUGCUCAAAAUGUCACGGUUGUCACGGACCAUGUUGCUCCCACGCCACGACGGCCAUCUUCGACACAUUCCCGUGAGAGCCUGCACGUCGUUCCCGAACGGGAGAGCGAGCAGGUGACGACGAUGAUGGCCAUUGAGCGGCGCGUGUCCGCGCACAUCACCACGCCCGUCGUGGACGAGGAGGAGCCGUUGUACGAUCAGACGGAGUUCGACGACGAGAUGGACAGCUUCGAGGUGGAGCUGACCAAGGACCAGAAGGGACUGGGCAUCACCAUUGCCGGCUUCGUGGGCGGACAAGAUGAGAUUUCUGGCAUUUUCGUCAAAAGUAUCGCCGAAGGCAGUGCAGCUGACAUCGAUGGACGGAUCCGCAUUCACGAUCAGAUUGUACAAGUGGAUGGUGCACGAUUAGAAGGCUUCAGCAAUCACGAUGCAGUGCAGCUGCUGCGCAAUACCGGCCAAGUGAUCCGGCUGAAAUUGGUUCGUUAUCUACGCGGCCGGAAGCGCGAUCAGCUGGAGCAGUAUUUCUUGGAAGAGGACGCUUCUCUUGCCCCGCCCAACGCUGUGAUGAUGACGGACCGGCACAGUAGCAGUCUGUCGCCGCCACUGGUGGGCAGUGCCACUCCCAGCCCGUCCGCCGAGCCCCUCCUGCACCCGCCGCCGGACUCGGACGCCGCCAUUAUGUCGCGCUGGCGCAAAAUCCUCGGCUCCGAGUUCCAGAUCAUCGUGGCCCACCUGCUCAAACAGAAGGAGGCCGCCGGGCUAGGCAUCUCCCUGGAGGGCACCGUCGACGUGGAGGGCGGCCGGGAUGUCCGGCCGCAUCACUACCUGCGCUCCAUCCAUCCCGAUGGACCUGUUGGAUGCAGUCAAAAAUUCCUGGCAGGUGAUGAACUGCUGGAAGUCAACGGUAUCCGUCUCUUCGGCGUGUCCCACAAAGACUGCGUGGUCAUCCUGAAAGAAUUGCCCCUCCACGUGCGGAUGGUGUGUGCCCGGCGGAAGAAGGGCGUUAAGCGCACCGCCACGCCCGAGGGCGGUGGGGAGCUGGACGGGCUCCCCUCCAACCACGUCGGGGGCCUGGGAGUGCCGGGCAGCGACCGGCUGGUCAAGGCCAAAUCCGACGGCUCUCUGGCCAUCGCCGCCCCGCCCGCCAGCCCCCCGGGGAUUGACCAGCUGCAGAAGUUGAUCCGCUCCCGCUCCCUGGAGCCGCUGGCGGGUUUAGUGAUGUGGAGUAACGAGGCGACGGUCAUCGAGUUGAAUAAGGGCGACCGCGGACUGGGCUUCUCCAUUCUGGACUAUCAGGAUCCGAUGAAUCCGGAGGAGAGUGUCAUUGUGAUUCGGAGUCUGGUGCCGGGCGGAGUGGCCCAGCUGGAUGGACGUUUACGUCCGGGCGACCGUCUUUUAUGGGUCAACGACAUCAAUCUGGAGAACGCCGUGUUGGAGCGCGCCGUGGAAGUACUGAAAGGCGCGCCCAAAGGCAUCGUCCGCAUCGGCGUGGCCAAACCGCUGCCCAUCACCGAUACCUCCAUCCUCAAUGGCCACUACGCGAUGGGUGAGAGUCAGAUAAUACAUCCGGAAGGCGCUGAUACGUUUUUGAUGGCAGCGUCCGCGGACGACAAGGAGAACACGCCGCAGCCGGUGGUCACCAACGGUGGUAUCAGCGGGAUUCAUGAGGAUAUUGCGCGGCAUUAUUACCGGUCCGCGACGACCGCGAGUACAGAAUAUGGACUGCGGGAAAAUACGGGAAUAAACCUGAAUGCGGCGUCCACCACCGCGACGGGAGCGACAGCCGUCAGUGCUGCUUAUCAGUACCAUUCCUCCUCCGCCACCGCCCCCUUCAUGUCGCCCUCCUCCCGCACCUCCACCCCGCUACAGUCGCCCCGCUGGUCGCCCAUGACCUCGCCCAGUCUCCUGCCCGGCUCCUGGGGAUCCGAUGUGCCUUAUCUGCCGCCGACGCUGGAGAAGACCAUUAAAGUUAAUAAUCAAGUGCUUUCACUGGGCCUGGAGGUGGAUGUGGUGGAGAAGGGCAUGAACGGGUGCGUGGUACGGCGUAUUGAGCCCAACAGUGCUCUGCACAGCGACAAGCGCCUGCAGCCCGGUGAUUAUGUGACCAGUAUUCAUCACGAAUCCUUACGGCGGGUGGUGAAGGCGCAGGCGCACGCCAUUAUCCGACGGGCUUCCCUCCUUCAAGGUGAUAUCAGCAUCACGUACAUUCCGGCAGCGGAUGCGGCGCACUACCGCCAGAUGCAGCCCUCCCUGGCCAACGUUAACCAGAUCGUCGACGCCGAACUGGAUACCGGCAAUCUUCCUGACCAAACUUCACCGCGGAUCUUUCCAAAGUAUUAUCGCUCGCCGUUUUUCAUGCAACGCCAAAUGCAGUUAGCGCACGUGGAGCCCAUUCCAGAGAAGAGCAGUCCGCUGUCCUCGCGCGACAGCAGUCCCCUUCCGCCGCCCUCCCCGCCGCCCCCGGACGACGACACCCUGGGCAGUGUCCCUCCUUCCCCGGAGAAAUCCCUGCCCCUCCCGCCUCCCCCGCCGCCGCUGUCGGUCUUAACGGAGACGGACACCAAGGUGGCCGACGCCACCUCCGCCGCCGCGACGUCUUCCACGCCGCUGAGUGCCUUACGCCACUGGGGCCCGCCCCGGGUGGUCAAGCUCGAGCGCGAGCCCAACCGCAGUCUGGGCAUCAGUAUUGUCGGCGGCAAGGUGGAGAUCUCCAACUCCCAGGGCGCCGAGACCACCAUCACCGGCAUCUUUAUCAAGCAGGUGCUGGCCGGCAGUCCGGCUGGCCGUGAAGGAACUCUGAAGACAGGAGACAGGAUUUUAGAGGUGGCGGGUGUCGAUCUGCGCGACGCCACCCACGAGCACGCCGUGGACGUGAUCCGCAGCGCCGAAUCGCCGGUGACCUUUCUUGUCCAGAGCCUGGUCAGUGCCAGCGUAGCCAAACGGCACGCGCAACUGCAGCAGCAGUCCACGCAGCCAUCACAGGAUGAGUCGAGCUCCUCCACCGCCAGCCAACCCGGCAGCGGCACUUCCGCGCCUUCCCUGACCACCUCCGGGACACUGGCCACGUCCGUCUCGGAAGACCACGCAGAUGAAGAGAAGUUGCAGCGGGAACGCAGCAAUUCCAUUCCGUCGAGCACCGCCUCCGAACCGGUGCAGCGGCUGCGCUCGGAGACGAAGAGCAUCUCCAAAGAGUCCUCGGAAGAGUCCUCGGAUAGCUCCGGAAAGGGCAUCCAUCAGAAAUACGGGGAUCUCGGUCCGGGCGAGCUGAUCGAAGUGGAGAUCCCCCGCGGUUCCACCGGCCUGGGUCUGUCGUUGGUGGGCAACAAGGACCGCCAAAAGAUGUCCGUCUUCGUUCUCGGUGUCCAUGAAGACAAUACGGCGGCAAGGGAUGCCCGCAUCCAAGUGGGCGAUGAAAUCCUCGAGGUGAACAAUCUGGUGAUCGCCGGUCGCAGCCACUUGAACGCCAGCGCCAUGAUAAAGGGCUUAAAAGACCCGUCCUACCGCAUCGUCUUGCUGCGCCGUCCCGAGGCCGUCCACGACAUGGCCCUGCCGCCGGGCAGCCACACGCAGUUCCUGGCCACGCCCCAUUCACCCACCGAAGCCCCUGCCUCCACAGCACUCACGCCGCACAACGAGACCGCGCAUCCGUUGGGUAACCGCAAACGCUCGUCCUUAGUGCCGCCGUCUGACGAUUUUGUGGCUGCGCAUAAACACGAAGCGAAGAAGGAGGAGGUGGUGAUUCCUGCCAAAGCGACACAGGAGACGGCACCACAUCCGACUGGACCGGUUAUCAAGACAGCGCGAUUGUUUAAGGGUGCCGCUGGACUGGGCUUCGGCGUGUCGCAGGGACACGAGCACAUCAAAGAGGGCAUCUUCGUCAAGACCAUCACGGAGCACGGCGUCGCGCACCAGGAGGGAACGCUGCAAGUUGGCGACCAGAUUAUCUCGGUGAACGGGGAGAACCUGGUGGGGCAGGACUACAACCGCGCCCUGAACAUCCUGUGCCGCGCCGACAAAGACAUCCACCUGACCGUCUCCCGCUUCUCCACCCUCGCUGCCCCCCUCCCGCCCUCCCUGACCCCCUCGCCGCAACCCUCCGCCCACGACCAAGAGAUCACUGUCGACAUUCACCGCAAAUCCAACACCGGACUGGGACUGAAGCUGUCCGUUCUCCCGCUGGAGACGGCGCCGUUGGUGGUGCGGGAGAUCUAUCCGGAAGGGUGUGCCGGGAUGGACGGGCGCCUGAAGGUGGGCGAUCGGUUGCUGUGGAUCAACGAAGUGGAUGUCCGGCACUGUAACAGCGUGGACGUGGCCAUGGGUGCGCUGGUCAGUGCAGUGGGCGAGAAGCUGACGAUCAAGGUGCUAAGGGACGGGGAGACGCUGGGCGACGAGGAUCUCUACCAGACCAUGGAGGUCGAGCUUGUGAAACGAUUAGGCAAAGGACUGGGGUUGUCCAUCGUCACGCACGGGGCCGAGCCGGGCGUGUACAUUUCGGAAGUGGUGAAGGGCGGUGAGAGCGAGGGCCGGCUGCUGCCCCAGGACCAGAUCCUGGAGGUCAACGGGCAGGAUCUGCGGCGCAGCAGCCAGGAGAUGGCGGCCACCGUGCUGAAGGCGGCGCCACUGGGCAAGGUGCAUUUGAAGAUCCGCCGGCUAAGAACCGGCAUCACCAAGGGGAAUAAAGCGCGCCGCUCCAGCUCCGUCGGCAACGAGAAGAAGCCGCACGGGAAGCGCGAGAAAAAGACCAGCGAGGCCGUGUCCACGUCGUCGCCCACCCUCGACAAGGCCAGUGUCGCCUCCACCACCACCGGGGGACCGGUCACGCCGGGGGCCACCAAAAAGACCGCGUCGCCAGCGCCACAGCCGACGGAGGGCGUGGUGAACAUUGACUUUUACAAGCAGGGCAGCGACCCGUUGGGCUUCCAGCUCUCGGGGCCGAAGGGCGCGUUGGUGUUCGGGAAGAUCGCCGGCAGUUCGCCGGCCUUCAGUCUGGCGCAGCCGGGCGACCGUCUCGUGGCGUUGAACGGCGCCAGCGUGGAGAUGAUGACGCAGGGCGAAAUCAACGCCCAACUCAAACAGCUCAGCGGCAAGAUCUCCAUGGUCCUCUUCCGCGGCGGCGAGGCCCCGCCCCCCAUCACCCCCGCCACGCCCGACGUCAAGAACGCCACACCCGCCGCCAAAACACCCACGCAGCCCGAGUGUCGGACGAUCGUACUGCAGCGUGGACAGGAUGGUCUCGGCUUUUCUAUCGUACGUGGUAUCUCGUAGUGCUAAUGUGCUAUUAACGGAUUUUAUUGAGCCACUAGCAACUCUAACAGUGGUUGCUUUUCUUUGCGGGAACACCCUGUCAACGGUAGAAUAAUGCGACAUGUAUUUGUGGCACAGUUCGGAUGGAUGUUGUCGUAGUGUAGCGGCUCAUAAUAUUCGUCUUGCCCAUUUAUAAUUAUGGGACACAAAUAUAAAUAUGCAAACGAAGAUAAGUACUUUUUUCACGUCACAGCCUAAGUUGAGUCAUACGGAGGCAUCCAAUAAACAGUAGCUUAUCUUGCAAGGCUAAGCUGUUAACUUUGGGAGCCCCUUUGCGUACCGCCAUCAUUUAAAUUAUAUAACAACAACAAAUUCAUCAAAUUGGUUAAUUUAAAACUAUUAUUAAGAGUAAAUUAUUAUGUCAUACAGAAAUGUUAGGAAAACUUCAAAACAAAAGUAAAUAAGAUAAAUUAUAGAAUAGCACGCGAUGCGCUUAUGCUG